Paramecium tetraurelia is the source of this 999-nucleotide messenger RNA. RefSeq lists its product as uncharacterized. NCBI's taxonomy places the organism in Eukaryota, Ciliophora, Oligohymenophorea, Peniculida, Parameciidae. The record is from RefSeq and is a predicted model, not a curated record. The transcript is spliced from 7 exons.
AUGAUAAUUUAAUAAUUAUUUUUGAAUUUUUUGGUUGUAAUUUAAUUAUUUAUAAAAUUUGAAUAUAGAAGAUUAGCGAUGUCAAGAACAGGACCUAAGAAUCAAGUGAUAUUUGACGGAGACAAGAAGAACUCGAUCAGAACUUAUAACGAUAAUGUGAAUAACAGACAAGGAUUCAAAAUAGGUUGGGACAUAGAUUAAACCAGAAAGGAGGAUUAUAAACUAGCAGGCAAGGUUGGUUAAGACCAGAGGAACAACAACAAUGCUGCCUAUUAAGGAAAUGUCUAUUAAGCCGAAUAAAAAUAAGACGACGACUAUCUGAAGUAAAUGUACUACCAGGAGAUGCUCAAGAAGCAAGAGUAGGCUGGAGUCUAACACAAACAACCAGAACAGUAUUAUUAAGAUUCACUUGACCAAUAUGGGAAACCAUAUGGAUCUCAUAAUUAUAACAAUUAAGACAAUCACAAUUACUAGUAACCGUAACUAUUGUAGCAAUCCAACAAAUAUGAUCAUUAUCAAUAACCCAAUGAUGAUGAGGCAAUCUACUAAAAAUAUAAACAAGGAAGCAGUGGCAACAAGGUCUAUUCUGCUAAACCACCAAUUUAACAAUACAACCCAAUCACUGGAAUUGCUUAUGGUGCUCAGAAUACUCAGAAUGCUUAUAACGGAGAUCCCAAUUCGUAUUAGAAAAAUAAUCCAUAUGAAUAACCACAAUAGGAUGAUGCUCUCAGCCAAUUCAGUUAAUUGUAAUAGCAUAAAAUCGCAUCCAUUAAAAACAAGAAUUCUAACAUUUUCAACGUCGAUCUCCAGGAGACUGAGAAUAUGAAUAAUGCACGUUAAAACAGCAGAGUUCUGAAUCGCAAGAAGGAAUUGGAUGAUGCUCAAUACAAAGGUUAUGGACAAUUCUACAACAAUCCUAUUGAAUAGGCUCCGAGUCAGUACAGGGAAUAGAAGUUUGUCAACAGAAACAAGGUUGACAAUCGCAUAUUCCCAAAAUGA